Molecule: messenger RNA, 1867 nt
Organism: Cajanus cajan (pigeon pea)
Lineage: Eukaryota; Viridiplantae; Streptophyta; Magnoliopsida; Fabales; Fabaceae
Product: putative pectinesterase/pectinesterase inhibitor 20
Biological process (GO): cell wall modification
Molecular function (GO): enzyme inhibitor activity; pectinesterase activity
Source: RefSeq, a predicted model, not a curated record
UUAGCAUAAUCCUUCUUUCCAAAAAAUCCAAUGGCUUUCACGAACUUGUCCCUUCUUACACUCUGUGUUACCCUUGUGCUAUCCUUCUUCGCACCGAUUUCCAUAGCUGCUAAUAAUAACCAUGAAGUCGUUCCCCCAGAAACCAUUUGCAACUCCACCGUAGACCCUUCCUUCUGCAAAACUGUGCUCGCUAACCAAAAUGGCACCAUCAUUGACUAUGGCAGAAUUUCUAUCCGGAAGUCCUUGUCCCAGUCCCGAAAAUUCUUGAACUCAGUAAAUUCACUUCUUCAAGACAAAUCCUCUUUGUCCCUACCCACAAUUGGAGCCCUUGAAGACUGUAAAUUCCUCGCUGAACUAAACUUUGAAUACUUAUCAAACGCACUUGAUGCUGCUGACAAUGCUAGCGAUGUUCUUGCCAACGCUCAAGCCGAAGAACAACAAACCCUACUUAGUGCUGUUUUGACAAACGAAGAAACUUGUUUAGAAGGGUUACAAACCACAGAUUCAGAUCAAAGAGUGAAGAGCAAUCUUUUGUCCUCACUCUCUGAUGACAAGAAGCUUCACAGUGUUUCCCUUGACUUGUUCACAAAAGGUUGGGUGCCUGAGAAGAAAAUCCAAACAUCAUUUCAAUCCAAUGGGAGGCAUUUGGGUUUCCGCAACGGUCGUUUACCAUUAAAGAUGUCAAACCGUGUACGUGCCAUUUACGAUUCUGCUAGAGGUCACGGGAGAAAGCUACUUCAAGAUAGCAGCGAAAGUGUAUUGGUUAAUGACAUCGUGGUUGUUAGCCAAGAUGGAAGCGGGAACUUCACCACUAUCAACGAUGCUAUAGCAGCUGCGCCAAAUAACACAGUUGCUAGUAAUGGCUACUUUCUAAUUUUUGUCACACAAGGUGUGUAUCAAGAGUAUGUUUCCAUAGCCAAAAACAAAAAGUACUUGAUGAUGGUUGGAGAUGGGAUCAACCAAACGAUUAUCACCGGUGAUCACAAUGUUGUCGAUAACUUCACAACAUUCAACUCAGCUACAUUUGCUGUGGUGGCACAAGGGUUCGUAGCAGUUAACAUAACAUUUCGAAACACUGCGGGGCCAAGUAAACACCAAGCAGUUGCAGUGAGAAACGGAGCUGACAUGUCCACCUUCUAUAGCUGCAGCUUUGAAGGGUAUCAAGACACAUUGUACACGCACUCUCUUAGACAGUUUUACCGUGAAUGUGACAUCUAUGGAACCGUUGACUUCAUAUUCGGAAAUGCAGCUGUUGUUUUCCAAACAUGUAACAUAUAUCCCCGCCUUCCCAUGAGUGGACAAUUCAAUGCCAUCACUGCACAAGGCCGAACAGAUCCAAACCAAAACACAGGAACUUCCAUACACAACGCAACUAUAAAAGCUGCUGAUGAUUUGGCUCCUGUGGUUGGAACCGUGAACACCUACCUUGGGAGGCCAUGGAAGGAAUACUCAAGGACAGUUUUUAUGCAGUCUUUCAUGGAUAGUUUGAUAAAACCUUCUGGUUGGAAAGAAUGGAGUGGGGAUUUUGCCCUAAGCACGUUGUACUACGCAGAGUAUAAUAAUACUGGACCUGGUUCAAACACUAGUAACCGAGUGACAUGGUCUGGUUAUCAUGUUAUCAAUGCUACUGAUGCGGCUAAUUUUACUGUCUUUAACUUCUUGGAUGGGGAUGAUUGGCUACCUCAAACUGGCGUCCCAUACUUGAGCGGGUUGAUUUUGACAUAGUCAAAAAAUUAACUUACAAUCUAGUUACAUAUAAACAAAGUUGCUUAUUCUUUUAAUACCAGUGCACGUGUUUAUAAAUAAAUGCACUGUUACUGUAUUGUAAGAUUAUUAUUAACAAAUGACAAUUAUUAAUAAUACUUCC